UAAGGAUUUUCCCCAAAUUCCAGCCAGUGACUGUUGAGCCAUCAUCCUGUCAAAAUGAGUCAAUCCCUUGAAGCAAUCUGAGCCGUUGGAUCUUGAUCCUCUCACUCAACCCCAUAUCGGUUGCACCGCCUAAUUGCUCUUCCGUUCCAAUUCAGCUCAACCCAAAUCCCCUAAUAGCCGAAACGAAAACACAAAUUCUAUUGCUUCAACGUUUACCUUCAUAUUAUAUUAUAUUAUAUAUACAGAGAUAGAGAAGCAGCAAGUUACAAGUUUCUGAUAGCAAAAAUGGCUGACCACUCUGAUGAUUUAGACCAACUUCUUGAUAGUGCUUUGGAUGAUUUCCAGAAUCUCAACCUCACCCGUCCUCCUCAAAAGUUAGGUGGAGGAGAUGGUGAAGGAAAGAAGCAAGAAUCUGGUUCUUUACCAAGUGGGGUUCAAGGGUUAGGGAUGGGUUUACCUGACUUGAAGAGCAAGAAAAAGGGAAAGCAAAAGGUUUUAAAGGAAUCCCAUGUCACUGAGGCUCUUGAUAAACUCAGAGAACAAACCAGAGAGACUGUAAAGGGACUGGAAUCAAUGUCGAAACCUGGUGCCGAUGAUUUUGGUAAGGAUGCAAUGAUGGAGGAUUGGGUCAAGCAGUUUGAGGAGCUUGCUGGAUCUCAGGACAUGGAAUCGAUUGUGGAGACUAUGAUGCAACAACUUUUAUCUAAGGAGAUUCUUCAUGAACCUAUGAAGGAAAUUGGAGAAAGAUACCCGCAAUGGUUAGAAGAGCACAAAGCUAAUUUGAGUGAAGAAGAAUAUGAACGUUACUCCCGCCAAUAUGAGCUGAUAAAGGAGCUUAAUGGAGUUUAUGAAAAUGAUCCUAAUAACUUUACCAGGAUUGUUGACCUGAUGCAAAAAAUGCAAGAGUGCGGUCAGCCACCAAAUGAUAUUGUGCAAGAGCUUGCUCCUGAAUUUGAUUUAUCCAAUCUUGGCCAGCUAUCCCCAGAGAUGCUCAAUUCACAGCAGAACUGUUGUAUAAUAUGAGGCAAUAUCCUGUGGCAGACUAUGUUUCUUUCUUUUUAUAGAUAUUCUUUCUAAGUUUUUGGGAAAUAAAGUUUCUUUCCUUCAACUUUUUAAGUUAAUUGAUCCUUCAAGAAAUGACAUGCUCAAUAUUUUUAUCCUA
Messenger RNA from Gossypium raimondii (Peruvian cotton), 1162 nucleotides. RefSeq names its product peroxisome biogenesis protein 19-2. The record is from RefSeq and is a predicted model, not a curated record. The transcript is spliced from 5 exons. Gene Ontology annotation, cellular component: peroxisome; peroxisomal membrane. Gene Ontology annotation, biological process: protein import into peroxisome membrane. Bases 286 to 1023 code for a protein of 245 amino acids. NCBI's taxonomy places the organism in Eukaryota, Viridiplantae, Streptophyta, Magnoliopsida, Malvales, Malvaceae.